Molecule: messenger RNA, 3004 nt
Organism: Mugil cephalus (flathead mullet)
Lineage: Eukaryota; Metazoa; Chordata; Actinopteri; Mugiliformes; Mugilidae
Gene: cry2
Product: cryptochrome circadian regulator 2
Exons: 13
Coding region: 136-2142 (668 amino acids)
Biological process (GO): entrainment of circadian clock by photoperiod; circadian regulation of gene expression; negative regulation of DNA-templated transcription
Cellular component (GO): nucleus; cytoplasm
Molecular function (GO): DNA binding; FAD binding
Source: RefSeq, a predicted model, not a curated record
CCAGAGGCUGUAGUUCCGCGGAAUCUCUCGACCUGACGUUUCUCCCUCAGACUUCGGCCUCGAACCCGCUCAUUUCAGCCUCUAUUUUCGCCGCUACCGCUGGAUUCUAAGCGGAGGAUGGACUAAGAAGGCGCCAUGGUGGUGAAUUCAGUCCACUGGUUCCGCAAAGGUCUGCGGCUCCACGAUAAUCCUUCGCUCCAGGAGGCCCUGAACGGAGCGGACACGGUGCGCUGUGUUUAUGUCCUGGAUCCGUGGUUCGCUGGCGCCGCCAACGUAGGAAUCAACCGAUGGAGGUUUCUCCUGGAGGCUCUGGAGGAUCUGGACAACAGCCUGAAGAAGCUCAACUCCAGACUGUUCGUGGUCAGAGGGCAACCAACAGACGUCUUCCCCCGGCUUUUUAAGGAGUGGAACGUGACCCGUCUGACGUUUGAGUUCGACCCGGAGCCGUAUGGGAAGGAGAGGGACAACGCCAUCAUCAAGAUGGCGCACGAGUUCGGAGUAGAAACCAUCGUCAGGAACUCGCACACCCUCUACACCCUGGACAGGAUCAUCGAGCUGAACAACAACAGUCCUCCUCUGACUUUCAAGAGGUUUCAGACCAUCGUGAGCAGACUGGACUUACCCAGGAGGCCUCUGCCUCCCAUCAGCCAGCAGCAGAUGGACAAGUGUCAAACUAAAAUAGCCGACAAUCACGAAGAGCUGUACAGCAUCCCUUCCCUGGAGGAGCUAGGUUUCAGGACGGAGGGUUUACCUGCAGCUGUGUGGCGGGGGGGUGAAUCCGAGGCCUUGGACAGACUCAACAAACAUCUGGACAAAAAGGUGUGGGUAGCGAACCUGGAGCAUCCCCGGGUCAACACAUGCUCCCUGUACCCCAGCCCCACCGGCCUCAGCCCCUACCUCCGCUUCGGCUGCCUCUCCUGCAGGGUGUUGUACUACAACCUCCGGGAGCUCUACAUGAAGCUCCGUAAGCGCUGCAGUCCUCCCCUGUCUCUGUUCAGCCAGCUCUUAUGGAGGGAGUUCUUCUACACCGCCGCCACCAACAACCCCAACUUUGACCGCAUGGAGGGAAACCCCAUCUGUGUCCAGAUCCCAUGGGACCAGAACCCAGAGGCUCUGGCCAAGUGGGCCGAGGGUCGGACCGGCUUCCCCUGGAUCGACGCCAUCAUGACCCAGCUGAGGCAGGAGGGCUGGAUCCACCACCUGGCCCGGCACGCCGUGGCCUGCUUCCUGACCCGGGGCGACCUGUGGAUCAGCUGGGAGAGCGGCAUGAAGGUGUUUGAGGAGCUGCUGCUGGAUGCAGACUGGAGUGUAAACGCUGGCAGCUGGAUGUGGUUGUCCUGCAGCGCCUUCUUCCAGCAGUUCUUCCACUGCUACUGUCCCGUGGGCUUCGGACGGAGGACCGACCCCACAGGAGACUACAUCAGACGUUACAUCCCGAUCCUGAAGGAUUAUCCGAACCGCUACAUCUACGAGCCGUGGAACGCCCCCGAGUCGCUCCAGAAAGCCGCCAACUGCGUGGUGGGCGUGGACUACCCCAAACCGAUGAUCAACCACGCGGAAGGCAGCAGGCUCAACAUCGAGAGGAUGAAACAAGUUUACCAGCAACUCUCACAUUACAGAGGACUCAGUCUGCUGGCCUCGGUCCCAACGAUCCAGGAGGAAGCAGAGCCGCCGAUGACGGACGAGUCCCAGACCAGCAGUGGCCCCGAUUCUCCUCCCAGAGAUCCGGCCCCCGACUCCUCCACCUGGGGCCCCCAUCCAGACCUGGAGGAGGCCGAGCAGAGCCACCCCCCUCAGACCGUCUCCACCUCCUCAGGCUCCCACCCCGGCCCUCCAUCCUCCCACACCUCCAGCCCCCCGUCGUGGUCCAAACCCGCCUCCCCGUGCUCCUCCUCCCCCACCUCGCCUCCGACUCCGUCCACCACCCAGACCUCCUCUCUGGGGCCGAGGAGGAAAGGCCUCACCCGGAAAGCCCGUCGUAGCCAGAGGCAGCGGGGGAGACACUCCUGCCCCCCAGUUUCCAGGGAGGGGGAGAGGGAGGAGGCAGCGGGGGAGGAGAGGAUGGAGGAGGACGAGGAGCAGGACGAGGAGAGGAUGGAGGAGGACAGGACUUCAGCAGAGACGGGAGGAGAGCAGCAGUGAUUCACGGUGGACAGAUCAGAACAAUCUGCUAAAUCCUGGACCUAUAAAAGAUGUAUGAGGAACCGGGUUCUGGACUUGAGGAGAACGUGACGACAGACAGAACCGGUUAAAUAAACAUUUUACUCACAUUUACACCAGAAAACCGUGGAAGCACAACAGAGAUGUUCUAAUGAGAACCGGCUGGCGGUGGUGGUGGUGAACAGGAAGAGUCUGGACGUUUCUCAGGAGCAACGAGGCUCUGCAGCAUCACGGCGGCGGGAACGUCCCCGGAGCAGAAACAGAACCUCGAUGUGUUCUCCACCGUUGAAUCACGGUGGUUUUUGAGGCUUAAUGAGCUGUGGGAGACGAGAACGGUGUUUACAAAGAUGGCCGACACACCGUACAAAACUGAAGCUAAAAUAUGUCAGAAAUGAGGAGAUACCAAGGCUAACAGCUAGCAAGCAAUAUUAUAUGACUCAAUUACAAAAUAGUAACGUCUGAAAACAUCAGCAAAUAUGUCACAAUUCCCGACCACAAGAGGGCGCUGCUAAUACUUCACCGUGUCUUUAGCACAAGAUGGCCGCCUCCAUUUCCAUCAUAUUUUGGCUUCACUUCUGGGGAAGUUGUCACGUCGUUUCUGAACCCUUCACAGGGUUCUCGUUAAAGUAUGUGGAAAUCCUACAUUUCAACCCUAGAGUGAUAUCGUAGGACAGAAGAAGACUUUUUUACUUUGGUGGAAUUUUUCAAAUUUCCAUGUGUUAAAUCCAGAUGAAUGAAUGUCUCAUAUCUGGUUCCUGGUCUCAUAUCUGGUUCCUGGUCCUUAAACUAAUGUAAACAUGUAUUUGUCACAUUAGAACAUCAUCAACAUCAUCACAUUAGAAAC